GCAGCGAUUGGGAGGCUCUCGAGCUUCCUGACACCGCCAGCAAAGCCGAAAUAAAGGCACAAUAUCGGAAGCUGUCCAUUCGCUACCAUCCCGACAAGUGCAAGGAGGAAGGAGCUCACAAGCGCUUCGCCCGCAUUGCAGAGGCCUACGAUGCGCUGAAG
Molecule: messenger RNA, 161 nt
Organism: Symbiodinium sp. CCMP2592
Lineage: Eukaryota; Dinophyceae; Suessiales; Symbiodiniaceae
Source: the annotation of a GenBank genome assembly